This is a messenger RNA of Thalassophryne amazonica, 3669 nucleotides long. RefSeq names its product ribonucleoprotein, PTB-binding 2 (gene raver2). The transcript has 16 exons. Gene Ontology annotation, cellular component: cytosol. The record is from RefSeq and is a predicted model, not a curated record. NCBI's taxonomy places the organism in Eukaryota, Metazoa, Chordata, Actinopteri, Batrachoidiformes, Batrachoididae. The coding region runs from base 40 to 2643 and encodes 867 amino acids. Gene Ontology annotation, molecular function: mRNA binding.
CACGCGCUCACUCACUCACUCUUCCCUCCGUUUACCAAGAUGGCGGCAGCCUCAUCCAUCCAGGCGCUGUCCGUUCACUCCUCUCUCGCCCGGGAGAGCGCACUUUGCCCGUUGAUGGACAGCCAGGAGAACCGGCAGUCGGAUGAGGAGGCAGUCGCGCGGCGCUCCGCGGCCGGCCUGAGCCUCCGCGACCUGCCGUUGCUGGAGCCGGAGGAAGUGAAGAGGAGGCUCGCCAAAACUCGGCAGGAGCUGAGCAACAGGAGGAAAAUCCUCAUUAAGAACAUGCCGCCAGACACCAGCAGCCAGGAAGUCCAUGAAAUUCUGAAACAGUAUGAACUCAAGUACUGCUUUGUGGAUCGAAACAAAGGAACAGCUUUUGUGACUUUGCUGAACGGGGACCAGGCUCAGGAUGCCAUCCGCUCCCUCCAUCACAGCACUGUCCGGGGACGCUUGAUCAAUGUCACGUUGCAGCCCACCGAUUCCUUGCUCUGCCUCACCAAUCUGCCCCACACAUUUACUGCCCAGCAGUUUGAGGAGCUGGUCCGCGCCUAUGGGAACAUUGAGCGGUGCUUCCUAGUGUACAGUGAGCUGACCGGCCACUCCAAAGGAUAUGGCUUUGUUGAAUACAUGAAGAAGGACUCUGCUUCCCGUGCCCGCUCUGAGCUGCUGGGCAGGCCACUGGGAGAUCGGUCCUUAAUGGUCCAGUGGAUGGAUGUCAACCAGCUGACCCAAGAAGAGAGCCUACACUCCAAGUGUCUUUGUGUGGACCGGCUGCCGCUGGACCUGUGUCACUCUGAAGAACUAAACCAACUCUUCUCUGAGGCCUAUAAACCCGUCUUCUGUCAGCUUGCUCAGGAUGAGGGCAGCCCGGUGCGUGGCUUCGGUGUGGUGGAGUAUGAGAGUGCAGAACAGGCAGAAGCUGUGCUGAUAGAGAUGGACCGAAUGCUCGUGGGUGGACAAGAAGUCCGGCUGUCCCUGUGUACACCUGGCACCUCAGGAAGAAGCAGCCUGGCAGCACUCAUUGCCGCCCAGGGUAUGAUUCUGAGCAACAGGAAAGGUCUGCUACCAGAACCCAACCUGGCUCAGCUGUUGACCAGCAUGACCAACCCGGCUGCUCUGCAGAUCCUCAUGCGGCCGUAUCACACUGGGAAAAGAGGGAAAUACGGUCGCCACGGCAGCCUGCCGUUCUUCCGACCUCCUCUCAGCACAGCUCUGCUCACGCUGGGGAAAGCUCACCAGAGUGCUAUGCUUGGUAAUGGACUAGUCCUUCAGAACCUUUUGCAUAUGCAGCUCGCCCAGCAGCAGCUUCUACACAUCAAAGACAAACGCAUCCGCAGCGUCUCCAGUCUGCUCGGGGACCCAGCCAGGCUGCUGAUACAAAAAGCCUUGACUUUGAGGCUUCUAGGCCUCCUGCCGCUAGGAAAAGGUCUCCUCGGAGACUGUCCCACAGAUUUUGCCCAGGAGCCGGUGGCGGCGUCGACCCACAGCGCCACAGUUGUGGUAUCCGGUGCCAACAUAAUGCCACUGAUCCACAGUCGAGCUGCAGGGGGAGAACACAACAGCACCCACUCUCUGUCCGCAUUGCCUGCUCCCUCCUCGUUUUCCUACUCCACCUCCUAUGACAGGCAACCUGCACCUCCUGGGACUGUGGCAGGUUCCCACCACCAGGGACAUGGCUAUCACCUGGGAAUUAAUAACUCAGGUUUUGGCCAGCCUCCUCGAGCCAUUUAUUCUUCAACAGUCCAGCACAGUAGCUCAGACGGCUGCACCCUGGCUACCAUGGUAAGCAGUGGUCAAAAUUCUCUACUUGGUGACCCCCCUAAAGAAGUCAGACUGCCCUCUAAUCCUUACCUGAACCUAGCCAGUGUAAUGCCAGGAAUGGCUCUGCAAGGGUCAGUGGGGAGCAAAGCACAGGGAGGACAACCUGCUUCUGGGGUGUAUGGAAGCUCAGUGGCUCCUGUGGUCUCCCAGGGAUUCGGCUCCUUCUCCCACAGCAGUGCACCCACACCCACAGCUCCCUACAGCAGCGAAGCCUCUGUUGAUUACAGCCAGUAUAACCAGGCCUACACACAGGAGGCGAUGCAGCAGUGGUACCAGCACUACCACGCAGCACAGUCACAGACCUACAACACUGCCGCUGCACAGGAGACUGCAGCCACAGACUACAAAGACCAAACAACGACUCCUGCUGUGUCUUCAUAUGGAGAUUACAGUUCCUACAUGCAGGCGGUCACUCAGUACUACUCCCAGUCUGCAACGGCCAGCCAGGCUUAUGUCAGCAAGGAGGUGGACGUGUGCAAGUCUCUCGGAGUGUCUUUGCACGCUGUCAGUAACGGUGCGCCUCCGCCACCAGCCGUCCUUCCAGCUGCCACCAUGCUCCCUGCCUACAGCACCCUGCCGUUAAUGCCUGGGUUCCUCGGGGCGCCACACCCAGCAGCAUCUGCACCAAAUCCUGUGGCACACACACACACUGCCGCAACAGACUGGAAUACCUACUACUACAACCACACAAGGGGCCAUAAACGGGAGUACCCUCAGCUGGCGGUGCAGGAAGUGACAUCAUCAGAAGGCACCUACAUCGGGCAGCACUCGCAGGGUUUAGGUGGACAGUACGCCGACUACUUCAAGAGGAAACGGCUCUAGUGAAAACUGAACCACCUUAACGCCUAAAGCUUCGGGAGGGACGCACACCAGCAUCUGCUGGAUGUCACGGUGCCCUCUAGUGGCCUUUGUGUUGCUGCCAUUUUGUGUCCCAGUCGUGAAUCGGCUUUGGCCUGCAGGCAGCUUGAGCGAACAAAAGCCAUAGUGUACGUAAACACCAAAACAUGCUGUCACUUUUGUCCUGUUCAAGCCUUAACUCUUAAUUAAUCCAUUGGUUCUCAGUCAGUGUGUCAACUGUACUUCACUCGUCUUUUUUUUUUGCAGUUGACUAUGACCUGUUUGUUUUUCCACCCAGGCUGCCCGCCUGCCUCCUUCCAUCAGCUCGCUGUCAGAUAACGCCUCAGCUUUCCAAAAGACCAAUCGUAUGUGUUGUUGUACUGCCGCACUUUGAUUUUAUUUAGGAUCUUUUCGUUCACGCUUUUUUCUCAUUUACAUUUUAUUGUCCAGAUUUGUCGUCUGCGUCAGAGUGUGUGAGUUUACAUGUUUUUGUGUCUUGAAUAAUAUGCUGUAACUGUAGGAAGUGUCAGCCAUUUCUAUUCCCAGCGUCGGGAUCGCAUCAGGGAAAAGAGUCUGAACCAAUCGCAGCCCUGAACUGUGGCCACUUUGAAAUCGCUUCAUUGUGCGGUUUUAGCGGCCAGCGAAUGGACGGUUUAUUUGCAGACCACUGUACAUACUACAGAUAAAGCCAUGCGUGAAACACAGUAUCAAAUAUAACAAAUAUUUCCGUGGUGAUCGUAUCGUCCGACAGUAAAUGAAGCAAAAACAUUCAUCAGCCAAUGCUGUUAUAUAUAUUUGUAAUAUGAUAUAUCAAAAGCAGUUCAUGACUUUUAAUAAUAGUAGAUCAAAUUGCAUUAAUUUAAAUGUAGUUUGUUAUGAAUAAUUUUAAUAUUUAAGCCAUAUAUUGGUGCACAGUCUUUUCUCUGUUCUUGUUGUGCACAUGUUUUUAUCUUUCCGACUGUAACUGGACCUUUACUUUCUUCCUCGGCCUCCGUGGCACCAUUUGUAAAA